Messenger RNA from Pocillopora meandrina, 4897 nucleotides. Lineage: Eukaryota; Metazoa; Cnidaria; Anthozoa; Scleractinia; Pocilloporidae. The record is from the annotation of a GenBank genome assembly.
AUGGAUCGUAAAGUAGCUUUAACAAGCAAGAACUCUAAUGUAGACAGUCAAGGUUGCGAGAAAAAGAUUAAAAGUGGUCCCAACGUGAAUGUAGUGGAAAGUAAGACAGCGCGCAAAAAUCACUUGAAGAUCACAACAUUUAUCAUGGAGGCUGGUAAGUGAGGUCGUGAUGUGAACACAGGAAUGAAAUAGAAGUCUUUAACGGUAUCAUUUAUUUCCACUUAUUGCUUGGUAUGAAUUAGUUGGUCUGCCUCUUGUGCUGGGGGAGGGGGAGGGGCUCUUGGCUAGUGAAUGUUGAAACAUCUGCUCAUGUUACAAACUUUCUUGCACUAUUAAUCCAGAGCAACAAUAUGUAUGAAUUGAAUUGGCAGCAGCAUUGGAAAAAAUUCAUGCCCAUUGUUUAUUUAGCAGCAAGCGUUAUUGAGAAAACUCAAAGAGACAAAUAUCUUUAAAAAACCACACAGCACACAUUAAGACAUAUUUAUAGUAUAGCUUGUAAUUACUUCUUUCUCUUGAUCAAACUCAUACUGCUUAGUUUGAGCUAAAGCAGAAGGCGUCAUCCCUUGCUUAUGAUCACUGUAUGCAAUCCGUGCACUGGACUAAGAUAUUUUAAAGAGUUCAUUAAGCAUUUCAACCUUCACAUACUUAGAACAACUCUGUGACAGUUUCUGAAAUUGUGAAAUAGAUUUUUAAAGAUGGUUUGAAACUCUGUGAAAUAUAUAUGCAUGCAAUGCAAAAUAAAAGAAGAUACUUAAGUUGUGGUUGUCUCUUAUUAGAAGGAGAACAACUGGCAGGAGCUAAAAAAUCAAGCUGAACAAUCCAGCUGGUGAUAAUUGAUAAGAUAUGUCUCCCCCCACCCAGGAAUGUAUCAAUCUUGAAUAAGCAAUAAGAUGUCACUAAAAUAGUAGAAAUAGGUUUUCCUUUAAGAUUAUUUGUGUUUAAAUUUUUCAACAUUUCUUAAUUCAGGCCAAAGAUUAAAGCUCCCGCCAGGCACUUGUGCUUCUGCUUGUGUUCUAUAUCAUCGUCUGUACAAGCAGUAUUUUCAGAGAGAAUAUGAUCCAAAUGUAAGUUGUCAUUUUGCUUCAUAUUAAAUGACAAUUGUAGCAAUAGGAUAAAUUUCCUUGCAUGGUAAGAUGCUCCCUAAAUGUCACAAAUAAUUUGUUUGCCCUUGGGUGAACAUAUUAUAAGCAUAUUGUAAGCUAAAGGUUUCAGGAGGUAUAGGGACUCCAGCAAUUGAAAAUUUCAAAGAGGAUACAGUCUCAGAUCCUUCUCAGCUAACAGGUGUAGGAUUAAAUCUGCAUAUGAUUAUGUAAUACCUCAUGUGGACUGAUUGUGGAAAUGGUAGAAAGCCCACUCAAAAGCUGAAUACCUAGGGUGUGAAUAUUUCAAGCUGUAGAAAAAAUUAAAAAAUAUCCUUGUCAGUCUAAAGUUCACUUUGGUGAAUGCUCUUCCAAUUGCAUUUUCCAAUAUUCCCCCGAUUCUUUACUGAAUUAGAAUUGUAGUAUAUGAAAGAGUUAGACAGAGAGAAAGAGGUUAAUAUUUCUUGGAGUAUUAUUAAACUAAUAUUUUUCCUUGAUUUUCUAUUGUUCAUGUGUAAUAAUUUUUUAUUUUACAUCAUUAGCUUGUUGCCACUGCUGCUUUGUAUUUAGCAUCCAAAACUGAGGAAUCUCCUUGCAAGUUACGAGAUGUGAUAAACGUAUCUUACAGGUGAAGAUAAUUGUUAACUAUUUCUUUUAAUUGUUUCACCUUUCUUAAUUCCAGUGGGGUUCCAGAGUUAAGCUGAUAACUUCUGUCCAAUUUUUUGUUUUGAACCAAGUGCAAAGUGUGCUGUGAACUUUGCAUGAUACCUAUGAUGUAAAAUUUUGGAAACUGAGUUUCUAAACUAACUCAUGACUUGCUCAAAGUAAACUAACGUAAUGUAGGAAGGGAUGAAGUAAUUUUAACCAUUUUGCUUGUAAGAUUAACUAUAAAAAAGCAGAAAAAGAUGACAAGAAAGAACAAUAUCAAUUCAUUGUAGGAGCUCAGAUAAUGAGAUAUGUACUGCAGACAGUGCAGAGAAUUUAGAUUUAAAUUUUGGCAGUGAAAGGGUGGAAUCUAUGAUUUAUAGUUGAUAGAAACAGCUGACACUUGACAACCUUCCCACUGACUGAAAGCAUUCUUCUUUCCUUCUGGCCACUUUGUUAAAAUGAGACCCUCAAUAACUCAAAACCUUCCCAUCUCAUUAUCUAAAGAUGAAGUCACUUUGGUUCAUUUGUUUCAUUCUUUUCAAAACUAAUCUCACCAUGAAUAAAAUUAAUUAUAACCCAACAGGUUAUUACACAGAGAUAAACCACCAUUGGAGGUAGGGUCUCUGUAUUGGGAACUUCACGACAGUGUGGCUAAUUGUGAGCUGAUGAUUUUACGAGCUCUUCAGUUUCAAGUCAGUUUUGACAGUCCACACAAGGUAAAACUGAGUAAAAUGUUGUCUUAAUUUGAAUCCAUAUGAGGGUUUCUUCUAAGAAAUAGCCAAAGAGGGCCCAAUUAGCCUCCCGCUUUAACCCUAUACACCCUAACAUCAGUAAGGAUAUUCUCCAUACCAGUCUAUACAUUUUCUAGGGUGUUGAUAAGGAGAAUUUUUUUUUUACAACAAGAGUUUCUUUAUUUAGUGAUCAUUUCAUUUAUUCUCAUGAUCUCAGUGUGUGAUUCAGUGGAGAUAUUGUAAGGAGAAAUUAGAUGCUAGUCAUUCUUUGUGGUUAUAGGGUUAAAGUUUGGUGGCCCUCUUGUUAAAAACGAGGCCCCAAGAAGGGCUGGGUUAUCCUAAAAGGUAUUUGAACAUAUUUGUAAGUCUAAUCAAUUAGAAAUCAAAGAAGAGAAAGCCAAUUUAGAGUGUUAGAGGCUUUGAGUUUGUGCUAGUGAAUUGUAUAUAGCAGCUAUCAUAUCCAUGUUGUCACCACUUGUGUUUCCAAAUACUGAAGACAUAGAACAUAAAACAUACUUAUCCUUUGGCACAAUUUUUUUUGCCCUAUUUGGCGGUCAGACAUGAGAUUUAUACAUCAGUACCCUAAUGUGAUGACAAGAUGAAAGGCCCUAUAAAAUCAGAGCUUAUUUUUGCCAAUCGCUGUUACCUUAAACAUCAUGCUUUAUUUCACUAAUAUUGAUUACUGAAAGAGUUGGUAGUCUCUUCUUUUCUUUUUUUUUUCCAACUUGUUUAUCUGGCCCGUUAGUUAUUUUAAGGACAGUCAUGGAUUACUAAGGUUUUUUUUGGUCAUAGUAUCUUCUCCAUUACCUGAACUCACUUGAAGACUGGCUAGACAAGGAAUGUACUAUCACCAGUUCUUUAAGUCAACUUAGCUGGAGUAUUUUGCAAGAUAGUUUCCACACUACAUUAUGUUUGGAAUACAGUCCAGCUGUUAUUGCAAUAGCGAUGAUCUACUUUUCUCUAACAUGCCUUGGGAUUGAUGUUCCAUCACAGGGUGCAAGACAUUCCUGGUGGAAGGUUGGUGUUCUUAAGUGAUUUUAAAUUGAGUGUCAAAAGUAAUGUGGUCCUUACUGGUUUUGUUUGACUUCGCUUUGUGAUUGGUCUAGAAAAAUCGCCCACAAACACGCACAAUCACGCACAUUCAGAUGCAAAACAGUCCGAAACUAAUCACGACUUGGUCACUUCCGAUUUCCCUGCUUGACUCGGUUUGCUUCAUUGUACUUUGAGUUCCCAUUGGCUCUUUGUUAUUUGUACCUUUUCUCUGAUUGGCUGUCAUAAUAACUGAGGUAUUUGGUACACGACACUUCAAUUAGAUGUGCUGUACCUUCAUACUGAAUCAGUUUCAAACAUGUAAAACAGUGGGCGUCUUCCAUUUAUGAUGGGAACUCAAUUAAUACGACCCUUUUCGCUGUAGUUUUUUUCCAUUUAAAAUGGGGGAAACAAAUUCAGAAGUAAUAUCUUUUUUACGGCAAUUCUUAGAAAGGAAAGUCCUGUUAUUUUUGAUAAAAGAUUUUUUUCGUUUUUUUUUUUCGUCCAAAUGAAAGCGCAGAGAAAUUAGCUCCACAGAGAGAUAAUGCUCCAGCAACAAUUUUUUUUGCUAUCAAUUAAGUAUCAUGAAUCCAUGAGGCCACUGCGUGGUUUGAUGGAGUUGUGCCCUCUUGAACGUCAAUGCCAUUGACUGAUGGCUCAAAAUAAUGCAUCUCCACUUUCAUUUGGUAGACGAAAGUGGAGAUGUACCAUAGUAGAGUCAAUAUAAUGGAGUCGUUUCCUUCGAAAAUCUGAGGGAGGGUGUCAUUAAAACCAGGUCUCAAAGGUCAAUCUCUAAUACUUAGACCCACUGGGCUAAAACGGAGACCUUCGAACUAUAGCGAAGAACCUCCGAACCAGUACGAAGACUCUCCAGACCAAAACGAAGGCGAUGUGAACUAAAACGGAGACAACUCAGACAAAAAUAAAGACUAUCGUAACUAAAACGAAGGUUCGCCAGACUGGAACGAAAACCCGGUGUUGCGCUGAAACGCGUUUACUUCAUGUGUGGACUUAAACUGUUUAUGGAAUUGCGAAUUGAUCUUGUCAGUAUGACAGGCAAUCCACCAAAACUGUUUUUAUUUCUCUUGUUAAUGCUUUUGAAACAGAAUGAGCCUACCUGGAGUAAUUUUGAAAUACUCAUUCUAUUUGAUUGGCAGGCUUUAUGUCCAAGAAGCACAGAAGACGAAAUACAAGCUAUAAUACUCCAUAUGAUUGACUUCUAUUCAUUGGAAAACGUAGUUAGCGAUUGAAAAUUUGAACAUACUAAUUCUUUAGACCGUUUACUCAUGCCCAAUUACCCCAGUUCCACGGAAGGAAAAAGAAACUUGAUAAAGAACUCCGUCUGCGCUGUCAAAGUGUGAGACCAUAAUGUAGAUAAUAUUGUUUUUCGCUAUAAGAUGUAUAAACACC